Messenger RNA from Pelmatolapia mariae (spotted tilapia), 872 nucleotides. RefSeq lists its product as uncharacterized. The record is from RefSeq and is a predicted model, not a curated record. The coding region runs from base 1 to 678 and encodes 225 amino acids. The transcript has 5 exons. Gene Ontology annotation, cellular component: B cell receptor complex; external side of plasma membrane. NCBI's taxonomy places the organism in Eukaryota, Metazoa, Chordata, Actinopteri, Cichliformes, Cichlidae. Gene Ontology annotation, biological process: B cell receptor signaling pathway; B cell differentiation.
AUGAAGAUCUUGCUAAGUAGUCUGCUUUUCGCCUCUCUCUGUACCCUCUCAUCCUGGAGUGUUUCAUCAGGCACAUUAGUUGUGACACAGAUUUCUAAAGUUUCUGUCGCGGAAGGAGAGACAGCAAACAUCACGUGCUGCUGGACAGGGACGUUUGAAAGAGUGAGAGUGAAAUGGCUAAAAAAUCAAACAGAAAUUACAAAAGGCAACUGGACCAACUUGAUUCAGUCUCAAGGGUCUGAAAAGAAAUGUUCAUAUUUGCAUUUCUCAAAUAUAAAAACAGAGGAUUCAGGAACAUACAUCUGCAAGGUGAUUGUGGAGAUACCAUCUUUAACUGAGGUUAAAGGAAAAGGGACAGUUAUCACAGUCAAGACAGGCAACAAUACUAGCAUCAGCAACACAGAAGAAUACGUUUCCAAGAGGUCACAAAUCAAAGUGAUCAUUUCCCUGGCUGUAGUGAUUCCUUUGCUCCUCACCACCCUCGUCUGUUACUGCACUCUGCGAAGAAAACAAGCACUAGCAGCCAGAGUCAUCUACGAGGUUCCCCACGUAGACUCCGAGAUGGCAGAGGCGGACAAAGACAGCACAAACUCCUCCAGAGGCUCGUCUCAGUGGCGUCAAGUGCCUCUGUAUGAAUCCUUCUACUUCGAGCAUGUGGAUCCCAAAGAAAGUAAAUGAGUGUCGGCUCCAAAGUUUUCUUGUGUACUUUUUGUCCUGUAUAUAGCAUUUUUUCAUUUUACAUUUUUGCAUGAUUGCAAAAACCCAUAUAUGGUUGUAAAUAUGUAUGUAUUUUUCUAUAAACUACAUCUUAAAUAAAAUAAAUUUCAGUGAUGGAGAAAUUGAUGGGGUGUUAGUCCCAUAAAGCCCAGAUC